CGCGCACAUCUAGCGCACGAAUCCAUCAGUGAGCGCGCAACAGGUCUCAAUCAGGGGAAAAACUCAGAACAGCACAAGGAUUUCUGUUCCUUUAAGGAUUUUAAAAACCUAUCUUAAAGUGCACAACUGUGUCGUAUAAUCGUGAUGAGGAGUUAACGAGUCUGACUUUUGGUUUCAUGCCGGGACGGUCCUGCGUUACUGUCGGGCGAUGGCAAAGACAUCUUAUGUGCUUUCUCUCGUCGACAUCCUCUUAACCAUCAACUUGGUUAUAGCGAUAGAGCUCAGGUUUGUGCCGGAUCCUCCAACCUUAAACAUCACUGAGAAAACUCUCAAAAUCAAUGCUUCAAAUACACUGGAGAUCACGUGCAGGGGGCGGCAGAUCCUGGAGUGGUCUACACCUCACAACCGAAGCCGUUCUGAAACCCGGCUCACCACAUCAGACUGUAGCGGUGAUGGACUAUUCUGUAGCACUUUAACGCUCUCCAAAGCAGUAGCCGAUGAGACGGGAGAGUACCGCUGCUUCUAUAAAAGCCUGCCUAUCGAAGAUGGGAAGACUUCUAUAGCUGUGUAUGUCUUCAUAGAAGAUUAUCGGACGCCGUUUGUCCGAAUGGCUCAAGAUUAUGAUGUGGUGUUCAUUCGGGAGGGAGAACAGGUGGUCAUUCCCUGUCUGGUAUCUGUGGAGAACCUAAAUGUCACACUGUAUACAAAGUAUCCAGUAAAAGAACUGACCACUGAUGGGAAAGAGGUCAUCUGGGAUAGCAAGAAGGGUUUUAUCCUGCCUAGUCAUGUGGUCAGCUAUGCAGGCGUGGUCUACUGCCAAACCAUUAUUCGAAACGAGACCUAUCAGUCCUCACCUUACAUUGUGGCUGUUGUAGGAUACAAGAUCCAUGACCUCACCCUGAGUCCAGCUCAUGAGAGGCUGACGGUAGGGGAGAGGCUAAUGUUGAACUGCACCGCUCACACCGAACUCAAUGUGGGAAUCGACUUUCAGUGGACCUUCCCACAUGAGAAGAGAAGUGUCAACAGCUCAAUGCCAAGGUCACGCUAUGAGACCAGGUCCUACAAGAAGAAGCUGUGGAACUCCUUAGAACUGUCCAAUACGCUCAUUGUAGAGAAUGUGACCAUAAAUGACACAGGAGAGUAUAUAUGUGCAGCCUCUAGUGGUCAGAUGCACAAGAUUGCCCGAGCAUCCCUCGUCGUCUAUGAGAAACCAUUUAUAGCGCUCAAUGAUCAGUUGUCGCAGACUGUGGAUGUAAAUGCUGGCCAGGAAGAGGCAAAAAUCCUUGUCAAAUAUUAUGCCUAUCCAGAGCCUUCUGUCAAGUGGUAUAAGAAUGAUCAGCUGAUAGUGUGGAAGGAUGAGUACAGGAUGAAGCCUAACAGAGGAUCUCUCACUAUAUAUGGUGUCACAGAGAAGGAUGCUGGGAAUUAUACUGUUGUCAUGACAAAUAAGAUUACCAAGGAGGAGCAGAAAAGAACAUUUCAACUAUUGGUUCAUGUUCACCCUAAGAUCUUUGAGAAGGAAGUGCCGUUGGAUCGUGAUGUCCAUAUGUACGGCAGUAGUCCUACACUCAGAUGCACUGCUAGCGGAGGAUCCAGCCCUGUCACAAUAAAAUGGCAGUGGAUGCCCAGAGAGGACUGCCCAAUCAGAUUUCUACCAAAGUCAGACCAGAGUGUGGUGAACUGUGACAAGUGGAGGGAGAUAUCAAAUAACACAGGGAAGAAUCCCAUCAUCAGCCCCACAUCUGUCAUUGAACGCUCUCUUAAGACCAUCAGCUCAUUGAAGAUCCAGAAAGCAGUUGAUCAUGCCCUCUACAGGUGCCUUGCCGCCAAUAAGAUGGGAGAAGAAGAGCGAGUCAUUGUAUUUCAAGUAACUCGUUUCCUCAACCUAAGCGUGCUCCCCUCCAGCAGCCCUAUUGAGGGAGAGGAUGUGCUAAUGCGCUGUGUUGCCGACCGACUGCUGUACUCUAACUUACGUUGGUAUCGGGUAACAAACUUAGCCAACCCCGAUGCCCCUCCAGCGGCCGUGCCCUGUGAUACCCUCACCCUUUCACCUUUCCACCAGCCCAAUGUCACCAUUUCAGGCCUGCAGGGCACUAAUGCAACACUGGACCUGCCCAUACCCAAUGCCACUUUGAUGGACCAAGGCCUGUAUGCUUGCCAAGUGGAAAACGUGGGCACCAGUGAGAGAACCUGCUUACUUCACAACCUCAAGCUCAGAGCUCUUGAGAUGUCAAGAAUUGUGACCAAUCUGACUAACCAGAGAGUGAAUGUGAGUGACUCUACCACUCUAGAGUGUGAGGUGACCGGCACACCAACCCCUACUGUAGUUUGGACUAAAGACAACCAGACCGUCAUGGAGGGAUCAGGUGUGAUUCUGAAAAGGUCAAAUCGUGUCUUGACCAUCCAACGGGUGAAAAAAGAGGACAGUGGUCUUUACAUAUGUACAGCCUGUAACCAGCAGGGCUGUGACUAUGACGAGGCUCAUAUCACUGUGGAUGGUGCAGAGGAAAAGAUGAACGUGGAAUUGAUCAUGCCUAUUGGUGCCGUUGUCAUCGCCAUGUUCCUCUGGCUCCUCAUCGUCUUUGUCAUCCGCAACAGGAAGCGGCCUAAUGAUGGAGAUCUGAAAACUGGCUACCUGUCAAUCAUUCUGGACGAUGAUUUGCCAAUGGAUGAGCACUGUGAGAGACUGACCUAUGAUGCAAUCAAGUGGGAAUUCCCACGUGAUAGACUGAAGCUAGGAGAGCCGCUGGGCAGAGGGGCAUUUGGUCAAGUUGUGGAGGCGAUCGCAUAUGGUAUUGAGAAGGCCACCACCUGUACUACAGUAGCAGUGAAGAUGCUCAAGGAGGGCGCUACUUCCAGCGAGUACCGCGCUCUGAUGUCUGAGCUGAAGAUCCUCAUCCAUAUUGGUCACCAUCUCAAUGUGGUCAACCUUCUAGGAGCCUGCACUAAACAAGGGGGGCCCUUGAUGGUGAUUGUAGAAUACUGUAAAAACGGAAACCUCUCCAGCUAUUUAAAAAGCAAACGAGGAGAGUACAGUCCCUACAAGAAGCGGAUGCCACGGAUGCCGUGCAGGAGGGAGGUAGAGCCGGAAGAGGAUUUACAUGAGGGAGAUCUGGGUCUGGGAACCAGCACUCGACUGGACAUCUGCACGGGCACCGCAGUGUGCUCCAAGAUGGGAGAACAGACCUCCACGACCCAGCUGCAGGAUGAACAAGAGAGUUCAGACUGGGAUCACCUGACAAUGGAGGAUAUCAUCAGCUAUAGCUUUCAGGUGGCCAAAGGCAUGGAGUUCCUAGCCUCUCGAAAGUGUAUCCACCGGGACUUGGCAGCCAGAAACAUCCUACUUUCUGAGAACAACGUGGUGAAGAUAUGUGACUUUGGGCUGGCCAGAGACGUCUAUAAAGACCCCGAUUACGUCCGUAAAGGAGAUGCUCGUCUUCCUCUCAAGUGGAUGGCUCCUGAAACCAUUUUUGACCGUGUGUACACCACGCAGAGUGAUGUUUGGUCUUUUGGCGUGUUGCUCUGGGAGAUCUUCUCACUUGGUGCAUCUCCAUACCCAGGUGUGUGCAUUGAUGAGUCUUUCUGUAGGCGACUAAAGGAGGGAACCAGAAUGAGAGCUCCAGAUUACGCCACACCUGAGAUAUACCAGACCAUGCUGGACUGUUGGCUUGAUCGACCUAAAGACAGACCAACCUUUACUCAGUUAGUUGAGCAUCUGGGUAAUCUGUUACAGGCUAGCGCUCAACAGGAUGGAAAGGACUACAUCCCACUGACAAAUGGAGAGAUGGAAGAAGAAUCAUCUAAACGAACACGCUAUGCAGGCAGCACAGAGGCGCAGCUCCACUAUGACAAUGCUCCAGCUCUGGGGUUCCCACAUCAGAUGGACAGUUGUGGUGUGCCAAUAAGUAUGAUGACUUUUGUGGACAUUCCCCUGGAGCACACUGCUGUAAUGAAUGGUCACAUGGACUGUGGAGUGGGCUUAUCACGUGAGCAGAUGAAAGCUUUGGAAAGGCAGGUGCAAAGACCACCCAAUUUCAGCCCACUACUGCGGUGCAAGAGUAAGGAGUCUUUAGCUUCUGAAUCGUCCAAUCAGACCAGUGGUUAUCAGUCUGGUUACCACUCUGAUGAUGCCGAAGCCCCGAUAUACGCCAACGAAGAGAUGAUCCUGAAGAGAGACAUUCGGAAGAAACCUCCACUGCCCAAGAGAAACGACAAGUUCAGUGCAGAGGUCCGUUAUAGUGCACCUCCAGUUUAACAUCUAUAAAGCUUCAAACAGUCUUCCUUAUUAUGUUAUUCAAAAGUUCAGCCAAGAAUGAAAAUUCAGACAUAAUUUUCUCACCCUCAUAAGAAUUUCUUUCUUUAGUUAUUUAUAACAGAAUGUGCAAGCUGCACUUUUCCAUAAAAUGAAAUGAAUGGUGACCACUACAAAAUAUUCAUGAAGUAACAACUUAAAGGGAAGGUUCACCCAAAAAUGUCAAUUCUGUCAUUAAUUACUCAACCUCAUGUUGUUCCAAACCCAAAAAGACUUUUGUUCAUCUUCGGAACAAAAAGAUCUUUUUGAUGAAAUCUGAGAGCUUUCUGUUCCUCCGUUGACAGUCCACGCAACUACCACUUUGACGCUUUAAAAAGUUCACAAAGAGAUUGUAAAACUAAUCUAUAUGAAUCAAGUUUAGUCCAAAUGUUCUGAAGAGACACGAUCAUUUUAUAUGAUGAACAGAUUUAACUUAGGUUUUUAUUCACAUACAAACAUUGAUCAGCGAACACAAACAGAAGCUCAACCGAACCUGCUUGAUGCGCAAGAACAAGCCUCAUUGGUUCUUGCGGAAGCUCAAACAUGCUGUGUAACACUUGAGAAUGAACUCAUUGGUGCUCACACAUCAAGUGAACAUGCUUGAGCUUCCGUUUACCACAACUGAUGUGUGCGUGGAUGAAUGUUUAUAUGUGAAUAAAAGCCUAAAUUCAAUCUGUUCAUCAUAUAAAGCAAUUGUGUCUCUUCAGAAAAUUUGGACUAAACCUCUCAAUUCCUGUGGAUUACUUUUACGAUCUCUUUAUGAAUUUUUUAAAGCGUCAAAGUUGUAGUUGCGUAGCUGCCAAUAGAGGGUAA
This is a messenger RNA of Rhinichthys klamathensis goyatoka, 5104 nucleotides long. It is a transcript of the gene kdr, whose product is annotated as kinase insert domain receptor (a type III receptor tyrosine kinase). NCBI's taxonomy places the organism in Eukaryota, Metazoa, Chordata, Actinopteri, Cypriniformes, Leuciscidae. The coding region runs from base 209 to 4255 and encodes 1348 amino acids. Gene Ontology annotation, molecular function: transmembrane receptor protein tyrosine kinase activity; ATP binding. The transcript is spliced from 30 exons. The record is from RefSeq and is a predicted model, not a curated record. Gene Ontology annotation, cellular component: signaling receptor complex. Gene Ontology annotation, biological process: multicellular organism development; positive regulation of angiogenesis; protein phosphorylation.